Colletotrichum destructivum is the source of this 763-nucleotide messenger RNA. RefSeq lists its product as uncharacterized. Bases 152 to 403 code for a protein of 83 amino acids. NCBI's taxonomy places the organism in Eukaryota, Fungi, Ascomycota, Sordariomycetes, Glomerellales, Glomerellaceae. The record is from RefSeq and is a predicted model, not a curated record. Gene Ontology annotation, biological process: endoplasmic reticulum to Golgi vesicle-mediated transport. The transcript is spliced from 4 exons. Gene Ontology annotation, cellular component: endoplasmic reticulum membrane; COPII-coated ER to Golgi transport vesicle; Golgi membrane.
CUUUAGUUCCGCAGUGCUUCGUUUUGAUAAGCACAAGCCCAACCAAAUUCACCCGCUCUCCCCUGGGCCACCACAAUCCGAACCAGCUUGACAAACAAAACGCCUGCUUAUUCACAGUGUCCAAUAGGCGUUUGCCGACAAACCAGUCAAGAUGUAUAUCCUAGGGAACUUCCUCUACAUUGCCGUCCUCCUCAUCAACGCCAUUGCCGUCCUCUCAGAAGACCGAUUCCUCGCACGCAUCAACCUCUCCCCCUCCUCCUACGACCCGACAUUUGGCGCAAGCACUGACGCCAGCGUCAAGGCAAAGAUCAUCAACCUGAUCGCCAGCGUACGGACCCUUAUGAGAAUACCGUUGAUCGCAAUCAACACCCUCAUCAUUUUGUACGAACUCAUCCUCGGCUAGAGACGCGUGAACAGAGCGGGGAAAUAUUGAUGGGAGCUGCUUUUCUUGUUUCGAGAAAGAUAAAAGAUAUACAUGGCUUGUAGCACCUUUCUGCAACAUGGCAUUAUGGUAAUGAGACCGGCGUUGAGGGCUGAAAAGCGAAUGUGGGUUGGGUUUGUGGGCUGGGCAUCAGGCGUCCAGCAAAUGUAUACUUCACGGGCGAUGUGGAUUAAUGUCAACGUCUCAACCUAGAGCGGGGGCAAUGCUUCAAAUAUUUGAAGCGGGCGUUGGCUCUCGAAAGCGGUUUUGCUCUCGAUUUCCUAUGCUAUCGUACAAUACGAUAAGGCGCCAGUGGGGAAUUACCGCUCAAGACGCCAUCAU